AUGCGCGGUCAUGAGCAAGGGCGUAUCGACUCGCCGGUUUUGAUUCCGCUUCUUGACCGUGGAGAGUUGCGUUCAACCCCAUUGGACUUAUGGACUUGGAUGCUCCAUAUCAACCUUCGUCCAUCCUCGAUCAUGGCAGAACAGUCAUUGCCAUCUCAGCUCUCCUCCAAGGCCCCCAUCGAUAGUGGCCGCUACGAAGCAAGCUCUUUGCUGGAUCAUCGGUACUUCCCUCACAUCAUCGACCUCAUCUUCGCAUCCAUGCCGUAUCCGGGUCUUGUCAACUGCGCAAGUGUCUGCAAGGCGUGGCGCGAGAAGGCAGAGCCUUAUCUACUCAGUCACGUCGCCAUCUUCGAAAACGAAGACAAUGAUGUCGUGAUCCGCAGCCGUGAUAUGGGGUGGCCGGACAAGUCGUCACUUGUGAUCGCGGAUUCUUUCAUGUAUAUUGGCGUCCUGCGCAGAGUUCGCCGUGCCUCGAUAGUGGACAGCUUCUACAUGAACUUCGAGAGUUGGCAGGCAUUGGGGCCGACCCUUUGCUGGCCGACGACGUUUCACCGGCUGCUCAAUCCAGACAAUGCGGCAGGAAAUCGUCAGCGACUCCACAGGACUGAGGACAUCAGUGGCCAGCUCGGCUGGAGAGAUGUGGCUCACUUCAUCGAUUUCUCUGGCGAAACCUUCGUUUUCGCUUCCAACUGCGCAUUCUACCCAACGACCCUCACUCUGAGCAUCGACUGCUACAGCAAUCCAACCCUGCCCGAGAAGUGGAUAUUCACAUAUCCCGAGGCUGGGCUCUACGACCUUGUCUCAGACUCCGAGGUCGUGGAAAACUACACAUUGAUUUUCAAAAACUGCCUCAAUCACAAAUGUCCCGAGGGCUGGUUCGCGAGCAGCUAUACACCCGUGGCAGCCCCCAACGCCGACAGGCAAAGGCAAAGUUGCCAAAACAGCAAGCUCGGGGCUGUCUGUGAGCUUCUACGUCUUAUCUCAACGCGUGUUCAUAUCAAUACCAUCUCUGUUGUCGGUUUGGAGGAGUUCCUGUCUUACGAGAACUUCGUGCCGUUCCUGCAUGAGGUCUGCUGGGAUAUCGGAUGGGAGACAGGGGGAGGAAUCGGUGUUACAGUCGAGAACGGCGUGCCGUGUCUUGGGGAGUAUCUCAAAUUCUACAGCCACCAUGACUACGAGAGUAUGGUUGGAGAAGAGCGCUACCGCCUUUUAACGAUCAGGUCUUUGAUCCCGCGACCACUUCUCUAUGAUCCUACGUGGAGAAAGCGGUGCGCAGCUCACAGUCCAUCAUCCACACUUUCCCUCCUUAUCACCAUUACUCGAUACACCAUGGCAAGGGAACGGGCCGGCGACAAACCUGCUCAAGACACAAAGUUAAUCGACGAACGCAAACCCCUUGUCACGAUUGAUUACCGCUGCUUUCCGCACAUCAUCGACCUCAUUCUCUCAUCACUGUCAUAUGUCGGCCUCAUCGUCUGCUCGGCAGUCUGCAAAGACUGGAGAAGCCAGCUGAGACGCCGUCUCUUCAAGCACGUUGCUGUCUUUGAUUCGAUUCUAGACGAUGAAACCACCGUGGUGAGAAGCAGAAGCUUGGAUUGUCCAAAGACAUCGGCCGUUCUGGCCAUAAACGAUGCCUCCAACGUCGACGACUUCCGCAACGUCUUCCGAUCCACCACGGUCGAUUACUAUAGAAGCUACGAGGCCUACAACACCUGGAAGAUAUUUGGUCCUACGUCCUGCUGGCCUCAAUUCUUCUGCCGCCUUCUCAUUCCUGAUACCUCCAGAGGCCCCAACAAUUUUACAGCCGUCUUCCGGACCACGUCCGAACUAUGCUUGUCGUCACCCUCUGUCUCUAUUCUAAGCAUUGCCUGCUACACCAACCCGACCGCCGUCGAGGACCUUAUCUCGUUCUCAGCGUUAUCUGAGGGGUUCAACCUCCUCAAUGACCUAAGCGAGGUCAGAACCUGCACCCUCGUACUCAAGGACUGUCUCACCCAGAAGCCAUCGUACAUCCGCAACACAGUGGAUCGUUCACCUGUCGUCUUUCCUUGGGAGCUCGGCUAUCAUCGUUAUGAUCCACGAGCCCCCCCUCCCGGGGCUGUGAGUGAGUUGCCCAUCCUCAUGCUGGAACACACUCCCGUCCAACGAAUGACUAUCGUUGGUUUGGAAGCCUUUGUGCCAGUUCAACAUCUCGCCUCCUAUCUCCGCGACAUCUGUUACCAAAUGAUGGCAGCAACAGGUACGGCCAUUGCCCAUGGGGACGGCGUGCCGCAUAUCAAAGGGCUGCUCGAGUUCUACACCCAUGCUCAGUACCGUGACAUGGUUGGGAAGGAGCGCUACCGUCUCAAGACCGUGGGCUAA
Trichosporon asahii var. asahii CBS 2479 is the source of this 2361-nucleotide messenger RNA. RefSeq lists its product as uncharacterized. NCBI's taxonomy places the organism in Eukaryota, Fungi, Basidiomycota, Tremellomycetes, Trichosporonales, Trichosporonaceae. The record is from RefSeq and is a predicted model, not a curated record. Bases 1 to 2361 code for a protein of 786 amino acids. The transcript is spliced from 3 exons. Gene Ontology annotation, molecular function: protein binding.